AUGCACCAGUUCAGUGAUGCGGAGGAUGACAAUUCGCCGUAAGUUAAAUUUCAUUUCAAUUAAAAAUGAACCUAUUUAGUAUAGUGAAGUAGAGAGUAAGUAAGUUAAUAUUCCAUUAAGCCUAUUUAAAAUAUUAAAAUUCCCACAUUUGUGGUAAGGUAUUAUAUAGUUAGAAAUCCAAUUCAAAUUUGGUGAUAUUUUCAAGUUUAGUUUUGACCCCGAGGUUAGGUUAGGUUAGGUGUGGACUUGAAAACAAUUUUUGAUUUAAAAUUUAUGAACAAAUACCGAUAAAAAAAAAUUCCAGUGUUUAAAAAGUGGAGUUAUUUACUAUUUAAGAAACCAAAGUUUAUUGUACAUGUACAUCUAACCAAUGGUAGUCGGUAAAAGAACAAAAAUUAAGUAACUUAAACAAAAAAAAAUUUUUUUUAAAUUAAAUUACGAAUAUAACACCUAAUAAUAAUAAAUUAUCUGUUAUAAAUCACAACCUUUUACUAGGUCCUGAUAGGGUUUCCAGUUUCUACAUUAUCUGAUAUAAGUUUAACUAUAAAUCAGGGUUAAAGUUCAAACAAAGACAGUAAUACUUCUCACGAUGGGUGAGUCACUGUUUAAUAGUUGGGAAGGUAGAAUAUAAAAAUAAAUUAAAUUUAUUUUUAUGCAACGAUUAAUUAUUACUAGCAUAAAACAAUUCUGGGUGGAGUUCGGUUAUUCCUUUUUUUAAAGGUUGUUAUAUUUACGAUUUCCGUAGACAUUUGAUACUAAAUUCAUAUAUAAAAAAAAAAUUUAACACACAACAUUUUUUUUUAUUAACUACUGAUAACUUAUAAUAAAUCUCCUGUUAAAUUUUCAGGUUAAUUUGUUUUAUCUAAAACAAUUUUAUCCACAGUGUAUCUCUGAAAAAAAUUACCUAAAAAACUCGCAAAUUUCAAAUGUUCAAAUAUUUUGAAAAUUUUACUGUGUUUAUGUGUAAAUAUAACAUUUCUAUAUACAAUUUUAAGUUUCUAUAAACAUUUUCAACUCAAAAUUAACAAAUACACAAAAUUUAAAAUAAUUAAAGUAUUGUUUUUACACAUUUUCCUUGUUUUUGCCAAUUAUUUUGUAAACUGCUUUAAAAAUCAAAAAGUAGCCUCCUUUUAGUACUAGCUCAGAAAAUUUCCUCACAAUAUGAAAAAAAAUUUUAAAAAAUAUUAUUAUAAAACCAAAAAAUUCCUUACUUCUCACAGAUUCUAAAAUAACUUACAAAAUGAGAAAGUUCAAAAAUAUAACUAUAACUUCAAUAAGUCAUGAAUAUUAGGUAGUUGUACAUUUGACUGUUCUGUUCAUUAAGUGAAUAAAAUUUGGUCUGUUAACAGUAACAUCUGUUACUGAAAAGUUUAGUAAAUUUUAUUACAAUUAUAUUGUAGUGAACAUUUCUUGACAGUAAAAUAAAUAUUAUUUAAAUUAAUAUUUUCUAAAUCUAAUAAAGGUGGUGAGAAAAUGGUAUUAAAUGGUAUAUUUAUAUAACCAAGUAUAAGGGAAAAAAUUAUUUUAUUUAGAAAUGUUCAACACAGAAUAAUAAAUUGUGUUAGAAUCGUGGUAUCAGUUCCACAACAAUUAAUUUAAAGAUUUUAAAUUUUUGUUAUUUUUUUCUUGAUAUUAUUUUCCAUUGUUAUCUUUCUCUGUUUUUUGGGGGGGAGGGGGGAUUCUAAACCAAAGUUAAACAUUUUAAACCAAACCUCAAAUUGCACGACAGUGUAAUUUUUUAAGUGUUUUCAAUUAAUGUUUCACGCUGUUUAUAUUUUUGAAGUUUUUCAAUAUUUUGACCUUUUUUUGUUUAUCUAAGAGCUAGUUUUAAUUCUCAUUUUUAUCUGUUAUUAAUAAUAUAUAAAUUUGUAUGAAUAUACUAAGUUAUACAUAUGGAUUUUAUUACUAUUGCAUUAUUAUUCAAUUGGUUUUCCCCUGAAGACUAAUAGGCGGUGUAAAUCUAACAAUCAGGUAGAUACCUAAACAUUGUUUACUUAUAACUAAUUAAAAUUUUUAGAUUGAUUAUCAAUGAUAAAGAUGAUGUGUGUAAAUUGUUUGGCGAAAUGACUUUUAAAAAUAAUGGCCGUAAAUUAGUAAAUGAUCAAAGUACAUAUGAUAGUGAUUAUUCUGACAAUGACAGUAGUGAUGACGAAGAACUUUUUGAUACUGGUAUAACUAACAAGAAGAGUUUAAUUACUUAAAUUGAUCACUUUAAUAUUUGUUGAAUAGGUUGUUACAGUAAAAAAGGUGCAAAUGAAAUCAAAGCUCAAAUACAAUCCAACACUCCUAAUCAACAAAACAAAAACAUAAAAAUUAGUGAUUAUCAACCACCCGAGAAACUAUUUAAAAAAUAUUUAGAUAAAGUUAAUACAGACCCAUAUGAAGGCCCUGUACUUACUCAUGAAGCUUCUAACAGACUGAUGGAAAGCUACAAAAAAGCAGAUGCUAUGAGGUAUAUAUAUAUUCAUACAACUUUAAAUAAAAUUAAUUAUAAUAUUUGUAUUACAUUUUGCCAUAUUUUAGGAUUAGAAAUAAAGACAAGUGUGAUCGAGCUACAGCAGAACAAGUUAUGGAUCCAAGAACUCGAAUGAUACUUUUUAAAUUGCUUAAUAGAGGGAUGAUUGGACAAAUUGAUGGAUGUAUAUCUACUGGCAAAGAAGCAAAUGUAUAUCAUUCAAUUUCAGCCGAUGGGGACAAUCAUUAUGCUAUUAAAGUAUUUAAAACGUCAAUAUUAGUAUUCAAGGAUCGUGAUCGUUAUGUGUCUGGGGAAUUCAGGUAUUACUAAAACCAAUGAAUAAUUAUUUAGUUAUUUAUAAGUGUUAUAUUUAAAAAAAAUUAAACAAUUGGACUACAAUAGUCACACUCAUUUAAUAAUUAAAUAAAUAACUCAACUUUACACAAAAUACUAAAAUCUCAACAGCUCUAAUAAAAAAAUAAAUAUAUUAUAUUUUGUUACAAAAUUUCCAUCUUAAAGUACACUUUAAUAUGCUUCUCUCAAAUUUGAAAAAUUUUAUAAGCUCAUUGAGGUCAACAAAUUUUUGAUUUUCAUUUUUUCUUUAUUAUCUACACAAAGAAAAAAUUUUGUUUCACAAAUUGUGAUUUAUUCUCAAUUAUUUUGGUUUUUUUUAAGUAAGACUGGCAAAAUGGUAGCAUAAGGAAAUUUGUUUUCAUUGAAUCACAUAGUAUCAACACAUUUGGAUAUUUAAAGUUAAAUGGUUACAUAUGAAGCAUAGACGUUAAUAGCAUAUUGCACAAUUUUAUUUUUAACCGAAAUAUGAGUAUGUAAAAUAUCACAAUUUAAAAAUGAUUAUAUCUUGGUUAAAAACUAAAAUAUUAAAAAAAACAUCAACGCUAGAGUACUUAUAAUCUUCUUACCUUUAAGUUUGGUUAUAAGUCAAUUUGCUUUAAUAUUAAAACUAACGGCACAAAAUUUGUAGUUGUAAAUUCGGAUGUGAUGUCCUUGUAAGAACAUAGACCAAGAACACUCAACAGCCCUGGGUGUUUCGUGAGGAAAUAUUGUCACGUUUUGUAUAUUUUCAUCACGCUAAAAUUAAAUGUUUCCAUUGCUAUAAAUAAUUAAUUAAAUGUUUUCAUUGUUUUUAGAUCUUUUGAAUCAAUUUUAUCAUCAGAAAAAAUGCAUUAUAUUUAAAAAUUUGAUGUAUUGGUAUCUUUUUAAAGUUUACAAUUUUAAGGCUGGUCAUAACAAAAGAUAUUAACCUAUUGGUUUUAGAUUUUGCAUACACCAUAUAGCCUGUCAAUAUCUUUUUUGCAUUAGACAUUUACGAUAUGACCACUUUCGGUCAUUUUAAUACACCUUACUAUAUAUCUCUCAUCACUGCUGGUUUCAAUAAUUACUAUUAGUCAUAAACGUCCGUACGUUUUUUUAGCUAACGAGUGGUGGAGGGGAAUUUCAUCUACACUGCCCCAGCAGUCAGUCACUAUACUCAAAUAGUGAUUAUUGAAUUAUUUUUGUUUGAGAUAAAGUAUAGUAUUUAUUUUAUUAUUUAAUAUUGACUUGUUUAGAUAAAAUGUUCAUUCUCUCCUUACAUUGCCAUUUGAAUUUUUUUUUUUUGAUAACAGUGGCAACUAUCUACAAUAAUCUAGGAUAUUAGAGUUGAAAUAUACAUUUUAACAAUGUUUGAUCACAACUUCUUUAACAAUACAUUUUGCAGACAAAUUCAAACAUUUUCAAAUAUCGACAAACACAUCUUUUCAUUAAUACAAUUUCAAAUCCUCGGCAAUGGUGAUAAAGUACACUUGUUCCAAAUUCUGUUCCUAAGUGUUUGAAUUUACCUUUUACCUGACUGUAACAGGGUGUUGUAAUUUUGUUGUUUUAAUUUCACCAUAACUCCUAAAUGGCUGAAUCAAUUUUGAUAUGUAUAAAUUCAGUGGAAACCAUACCUAGAUUGCCAUAAUAAAUUAUUUAUUUGAAUUUUAAUAAAGCCCCACCACUUCUAUUAACUUCUUCUGAAUUUACCUAUACUAUAGAUAUAUAUUUAAAAAUGUAUAGGAUAUGUAUAAAAUAAUCUAAAACAUUUAUUAUUUUUAUAUUCAGUUUAUAUUAUGAGUAAACUUAUAAGGUUAGGUUAUAUUUUAUUAAAUAAUUUGCAUAAUAUUGAAUAAAAACAUACUUUGUAAAAACAAAAUAAAAAAGAUGUAAAUAAUAUAAAUUAAAAAACUUGACUGUAAAAUGCGAAAAAAAAAAAUCAAUAGAAAAAAGAACAAGACAAAAUAUAAAUUAAUUUAAUUCUCCCUUGGCUUGAGGUAGUCACAGUUUUCAGCCUUUAAGAUGCUACUGAAAAGUGAUAGAAAAUGCAAUGUAGAUUGAUCUCUGAUGCCUCUCAUGUUCAUGACUACAUUUUCUAUCACAUUUCAAUAAAGAAGCAUAAUCAUUUUUUUUAUUUUAUCAUUUCUAUUUAUUUUAUUUCAUAUUUUUAAAACUAAUAUUUAUUUAUAAAAUCAUUCCCAACCCUUAAUGUUAUCAUUAAUUGUGUUGUUAUUUUUAUGUAGAUUUAGACAUGGUUACUGUAGACAUAAUCCACGUAAAAUGGUUCGUUUAUGGGCUGAAAAAGAAAUGCGUAAUCUCACUCGGAUGUACUCAGCUGGCCUACCAGUACCUCAACCAAUUUUGUUAAGAUCUCAUGUAUUAAUGAUGUCUUUUAUUGGUAAAGAUGGUUGGCCUGCUCCAAAGUUAAAAGUAAUUGUGCUGCAUAAUUAUUUGAAACAUAUAUCUUUAAUUUUUUGACAUUUUUACAAUCAUAUUUUCACAGGAUGUUCAUCUUUCUGUAUCUAAAGCAUGCCAACUUUAUAGAGAUUGUUUAAUAAUUAUGUGGAAACUAUACAAUAUCUGUAAAUUAGUACAUGCUGAUCUUAGCGAGUUUAAUUUAUUGUAAAUACAAUUUCAAAUAUAUAUUAGUUAUAUUCUAAAUGCUAUAUCCUAUAGAUACUUAAAUACUGAUAUCUAAUUAAUAGGUAUAAUAAUGGUGAAAUAGUCAUGAUUGAUGUAUCACAAGCUGUUGAGCAUGAUCAUCCAUAUGCUUUAGAAUUUCUUCGUAAAGAUUGUACAAACAUUACAGGUAAAGUUUAUUAAAGUAUUGAAUAAAUUGUUGAAAAUUAAAAUCACUAACACAAUUUGUUGUAUUAUGGUUUUAGAAUUUUUCCGACAUCAUGAUGUUGCUACUUUAACUAUUAAAUCUUUUUUUGACUUUCUCACUGAUCCAACUAUCACAUUAGAUAUUAUGGAAAUUUGUCUUGAUAAACUACAAAGUAAUACAGAAAAUGCAGAUCCAUUAACUAAUGAAGAAAUAAUUGAACAAGAAGUAUUCAAAAAUGCUUACAUCCCCAAAAAUCUUAAUGAGGUAUAUUACAUUACAGUAAAUCUAUACUUUUAUUAAACAAUUGUUUAAAAUAGGUUGUUGAUUUUGAAAGAGAUAUCAGUUUGAUAAAAUCUGGUCAAACAAGUGAAGAUUUAAUUUAUCAGAAAAUUGUUGGUCUAAAAGAAGAUUUAUCUGGACCUCAAAAUAUACCAGUAUUAUUGGAAGAUAAUGAUUCAUAUAGUACCAUCAGUACAUCAGAAGAUGAAAAUAUUAAUUCUGAUAAUAAAAGUAAAUUUUGUAAUUCAGCUAGGCCUAAAAAUGAAGAUACUGAAAACAAACGAGUAAGAUUUAAUGUUUGUCUGUAUAAUAAAAACUUUUAUUUUACAUUAUUCAUGUAUACUUUUGUAUGUAUGGUGGUAUUAGUUACGAAAAAAACAAGUAAAAGAAGAAAAAUCAGAAAAAAGGAAGAUGAAAGUGAAAAAACAUUUGAAAAAAAGAAAAGAAAAAACAACUCAAUGCAGAAAAAAAUAA
Molecule: messenger RNA, 6347 nt
Organism: Cinara cedri
Lineage: Eukaryota; Metazoa; Arthropoda; Insecta; Hemiptera; Aphididae
Source: the annotation of a GenBank genome assembly